CCAAUUCCCAUCUUUUAUAUUUUCCAUUCUCACGCUCACAUUGAAUUCACAGAAAAUUUUGCAUCAUCCAAACGAACCUAUCAACCAUACCAACAAGAAUUGGAGGAUCCAUCCUAUCGAACAAUCGAAACAAAAGGAUCAAAUUUUAAAAAAGAAGCUUAUUUAUACCUCGGUCUAUUCGCUUGUUUACCACCUCUUCACCUCCAAAGCAUCAUAUUCUUCAAGAAAUCAAACUCGAUCAGACUUUAACCGGCCUCUGCUCGAAAAACGAGAUGUCCAAUCGGGUGAUUCAUUAUGCUACUAAACCACGUCGUGGACUUUUACAAAUUUGUGUAGAUUGGCAUCUAACAACUGCAUUAUCGAUCAUCACUUUAAUCGUAGCUCUCAACAUCUCAUUCCCAGAACUAUCAGAUGCAUCAAACCAAACUCUCUCAACUUAUCAAACUCGACUACCUACCAUUCAAUACAAAAAUCCAAUUCCUAAAUUCAUUUAUCUCUCUUACUACAAUCCGAAAUCAGGUGAAUAUUUAAAAGGAAAUGAUGAUAUUUAUUUUGUUGGGUUUUGGGUAUUGAUUUGGUUGAGUUUAAGAGAAAUAUCAAUUCGAUUUUGGAAACCUAUUGGAUCUAGACUUGGUGGAAUUAAAGAUCGUAAUAAAUUACAAAGAUUUGCUGAGCAAGGUUGGAAUUUAAUUUAUUAUAUUGUCUUUUGGUGUAUAGGAGUGAAAAUUCUCUCUAGAUUUCCUUAUCCAAUCCUUUCAUUAAACAUUCGACAAUAUUGGCAUGAUUAUCCACAUGAUUCGAUUCCAGCUCUUACCAAAUUUUAUUAUUUAGCUCAAGCUGCUUUUUGGAUUCAACAGUUAAUCGUUUUGAACUUGGAGAAACCCAGAAAAGAUCAUUACCAGAUGCUUGCUCAUCAUAUCGUCACUAUCCUUCUAGUCUGCGGUAGUUAUGCUGUCAACUUUACUGGUAUUGGUACAGCCAUCCAUGUCACCAUGGAUGUCUCAGACAUCAUCCUUUUUGUUGCCAAAAUGUUGAACUAUGUAGGCGGAGGAGUAGCCUGUGAUAGCGUCUUUGCAGUCUUUGUAGCCUCAUGGAUUUACACAAGACAUUACGUUUUUGCGAAAAUCAUCUGGGCAAUCUAUUAUCAUUUACCUCAAGAUAUCACAUUUGAAUUCAAUCUCAGUGAAGGUAGAUUGGCCACAUAUAAUUUAUGGGUAGUCUUUUUAGCACUCUUGGUCCUUUUGGAAGUCUUGUUGUUCUUCUGGUUGGUUUUGAUUUUAAGAAUCAUGUGGAAUGUAGUGAUUGGAAACGGUGCAGAUGACGAACGAGAAGAUUCAGAUAGUGAAUGUGAAGAAGAACCCAUUGAAAGUAAAACGAUAAAUGAAAAAGGAAUCGGAUCACCUGAAAAAGGAACUUUAUACUCUGAUGAUGAUCCUACUUUACUCUCUUCAUCUAAAAAGAUGUAUCAACAAAUUUCAACUUCUCAAAAUAGUAGUCCUAAUUCUAGUUCAUUAUAUCAACGUAAAUAAAACAAUUUCAACUUUUCUCAUCUUAAUUGACAAAAAAAACAGACCAUGGAAUUUUCCUUAUAAAAUCUAUAUCAAUUGUUUUUUUUAAAGAUUUGUUUGUCUUUUUUGAUGAAGGUGUAGGUGUUUUGAUAAGCUUGAGAAGGAUGAUUUUUUUUUCUAUGAAAAAGAUGAGGGUAUUUUUCAAGAAGAAUUGUAGAAUGAAUGAAUGAAUUUGAUUCUUUUUUGUUGUUGUUGCAAACAGUUGAUCCUAUUGAUCUCAUUUUGUUAUCC
Messenger RNA from Melampsora larici-populina 98AG31, 1799 nucleotides. RefSeq lists its product as uncharacterized. Gene Ontology annotation, cellular component: membrane. The transcript has 6 exons. Gene Ontology annotation, molecular function: sphingosine N-acyltransferase activity. Bases 273 to 1529 code for a protein of 418 amino acids. NCBI's taxonomy places the organism in Eukaryota, Fungi, Basidiomycota, Pucciniomycetes, Pucciniales, Melampsoraceae. Gene Ontology annotation, biological process: ceramide biosynthetic process. The record is from RefSeq and is a predicted model, not a curated record.